Esox lucius (northern pike) is the source of this 6298-nucleotide messenger RNA. RefSeq names its product fucose kinase (gene fcsk). NCBI's taxonomy places the organism in Eukaryota, Metazoa, Chordata, Actinopteri, Esociformes, Esocidae. The coding region runs from base 505 to 3780 and encodes 1091 amino acids. Gene Ontology annotation, biological process: GDP-L-fucose salvage. Gene Ontology annotation, molecular function: fucokinase activity; ATP binding. The transcript has 23 exons. The record is from RefSeq and is a predicted model, not a curated record.
ACAUUUCCCACAUCCUGCAAUCGGAGACGUUAAGGUGGAAACGAGAGUAUUUUCUUGCGCCAUUAUCUGUUCAUAAUAAGCCCAAUGCGUUAAUAUGGCUUUAAACAGACCUUUCUGCCGGGACGACGUCUACUGUGAUCUAGGAAUGAUACAAAUCUUAUCAUAUCCUUUAUCUUUGACGUAGACUUAAUUAGCAUUCAUAACACAGCCAAUAGUAAAACCAAAAAUGGUUUAGUAUGGUAAAGUUUAUAAAGUAUGAUAGAACGAGGCUUGUCUAUAAACUUUUGCCUAAUAAUACGGGCUGGCUGUCUCCAAACAAUCAAUUCUUCCGCGAGUUUCACUAUAGCGACAAUGUUGCAAUAGCGCAGCACAGGACAGUCACUCGGGUGCCUUGUGUAGCUAACGGUUUUAUAUUAUUUGCAUAGACAAAUCACGUACUAUUUGCUUGGAAUGCAGUGUUCCGUUUUACCGGCAUACCUUGAAUACAUUUUAAAAUAUUAGAAUAUGUCGAGCGAUCACGCAUUCAGCUGGACCAUCAUUGUUCUGACUUGUCAACAUAAAGAUAGUGUUUAUGCGUUUCAAAGAGAGCUGGAGAUCCGGCAGCAGCGUGGAGGUCUUUUACAGGGGACGCUACUGCUCACUGUAUCAGACCCUCAGGAGCCUGGCCUGGGCAGUGGGGGAGCCACUCUCAAUGCACUGUUGGUGGCUGCCGAACAUCUGAGUGCCAGAGCUGGAUUUACUGUAGUUACAGCAGAUGUCCUGGACAAUGCCCAUAUCCUGAUCCUACACAUGGGACGAGACUUCCCCUGGGAUAGCUGUGGCCGGGCCUUCUGCUGGCUGCCUAUUGAAAAACGUGCUCAAACUGUGCAGGGACCAGUCUGCUGCCUAGAUGUGCUGCUCGACAGCCUUUCCAAUCAGGUUUGUCCUGGCUCUCCCCCUGGUGUCUGGCUGUGCAGCACUGACAUGAUCCUGACCAUCCCAACUACCUUCGAAAUGAAAUGGGAGGGUUUUUUUGGGGUCCGUGUUUUGGCCCUACCAGGUGAUGUGUCUUACGCCACCAAUCACGGGGUCUACCUGGCUGACGAUCAGGGUAGAGUACGUGACAUAAUAUACAAGGGGUCAGAAGAGAGGAUUCGCCAAGCUGCCAAGCCUGAUGGGAAGGUGCCGCUGGUGUCAGGGCCAGUUUUCUUCUGCAGGAGAGUUCUAGAACGACUGCUGAAGGCCCAUGUUACCCCGCCCCUGGACGGCUGCACCUACAUGGGCAUUGACUCGGGUGCUCCUCCACUUCAGGUAUCCAGUCUUCAUCAAGUGGAAAGGGCGGGGAAUGGGGAAAAGGCAGAGAUCUCCCUCUUCCUGGACUUGUUGAUGUGCCUUUGCUCAGACCUGACUGAGUCUCAAUUUGUGAAUGGGGAGAGGUCGGGCAGUAGUUCCCCAGUCGGUCCACAGGGAGCAGUAGUGAGAAGCGCACGGACUUUGUUAUGGAGGAUACUCAGAGGCACCACUCUCCAUAUGGUUGACGUUCCCGGCGGGCACUACGACUACCUGACUCUGUUAGGUAAAGAGCACAUCAACCGCCUGACAAAGAUGGGCACAAGAGACACUCUGUCACACAUACAGAAUGCCCAGGGUGUGAGUGAUGGCAGCAGAGUGAUCAACAGCGUUCUGGAGGGGGAUAUCAGUGUUGCAUCAGGAGCAGUGAUCCAGCACUGCCGCCUUCAGGGCACUUUGGAGGUGUACUCAGGUUGUCUGUUAUCAGGCCUAGAACUGAACUCUUCGCAGAUCCAGCAUCUGUCCUUAACCAAUGAUGUCAUCCUCCAAAGUCACCGCAUACAACUGGGAGAGAUGAAGAUUACAGUUAAUACAGUGCUGGGGGCUCACGAUGAUCUGAAGGUUUCCUGCGAUGGCGAUGGGGCCACCUUCCUGAACCACAGUUGGAGUGACCUCUAUAGCCGCACAGGAAUACAGCCUGACGAUCUGUGGGGCUCUGGGAGGUCCCAGUCCCUCAUGGAAGCCCGUUUGUUCCCGGUAUUCCGGCCACGAGGGGGAUCUGUGGGGCUGGAGAUGGGAGUAUGCUGGCUGCUAGGCGGGGCAGGGGAAUUGGAGCACUGGAGGGCUGCCUGGAGGUUAUCCCUCCGGGAGGUACUUUACCUUACUGACCAGGAGGGGGAGCUGCGCUGGAAGGAAGUGCUGUUUUUCCAAGCGGGGAGGAGGAGAGUGUUGGACAACCUGAAGAGCCAGAGCAACAGUGGGAUGUUGCCCAUUUUCAGGGCAGCCGUGCUGGGAGGCCAGCAUACGGAGCUCCUCCACACACUGGACUCCAUUGCAGCUGGCAGCCAGGAGAACCUGGGAGUGGCUGCCCGGUGCCUGGCUUGUAUAGCUGACGUUCUGGGAUGCUUGGCUGGUGAGGGAAGAGGAGGCUUGAGGAGCGGCCCGGCUGCUAACCCCUCCUGGCGACAUGCGUUCUCCCUGCUGGAACAGGGGAACCUGUCAGGCGGCGUCCAGGCCCUGGCCACCGAGAGAACUAACUGGCUCAGCAGGCCAGAUCUGCUGGUGCGUGCUGCUCGGCACUAUGAAGGGGCUGGGCAGGUGCUGCUGCGACAGGCUGUGAUGUCAUCACAGAGAUUUAUUUCCAUUGGUCAAGGCAAGGUCCCGCCCCUUGAGGAGUGGCAAGACGUGGAGUGUCCUGCUAGAUUGGAUUUCUCAGGUGGCUGGAGCGACACACCACCCAUUGCUUUUGAACAUGGCGGUGCAGUGGUAAACGUGGCAGUGAAGGUUGAUGGGAGGCGUCCCAUCGGCGCUCGAGCUCGUCGCAUCAAAGAGCCCCGUCUGCUAUUGGUCAGCUCCAACGGGGAGCAGGAGGGUGCUGUUGCCACGGAGACGGUUUGCGAGAGGCUAGAGGAUUUGAAAGACCACUGUGUGCCGCAUGCACCUGGUGCCCUGUUGAAAGCGGUGUGUGUCUGCAGCGGCCUGGUCACCUACCCUUCUCAGCAGUCCCUGAAGGAGCAGCUCCUGCAGCGCUGGGGAGGAGGUGUGGAAAUCCAGACCUGGUCCCUAUUGCCUCACGGUUCAGGACUGGGUACCAGCAGUAUCUUAGCAGGAGCAGUACUGGCAGCAGUCUACAGAUGCACAGGGCAAACCUACGACACUGACUCCCUCAUCCACGCUGUCCUCCACUUGGAGCAGAUGCUGACUACUGGUGGUGGUUGGCAGGACCAGGUCGGAGGCUUGGUCGGGGGAGUGAAGUUAGGGCGCUCCAAAGCUUGUCUCCCACUCCGGGUGGAAGUGGAGUGUCUCCCGCUAUCUGAAGACUUUCUUCUUUCACUGCAACAGCACCUUCUGUUGGUCUACACCGGCAAGACGCGGCUUGCACGAAACCUGCUGCAGGACACAGUGCGGCGCUGGUAUAGCCGCGUGCCUUCCAUUGUGGAGAAUGCUGGUAAGCUGGUGGAGAACGCUGAGGAGUGUGCCCUUGCAUGUAAAGAAGGCUCUCUCUCAAGGCUGGGGGCCUGUCUGGAGCGUUACUGGGGUCAAAAGAAGGUGAUGGCGCCGGGAUGCGAGCCAGCAGCAGUCCGGACUAUGAUGGAUGCCCUGCGGCCAUUGGCACUGGGACAAACUCUGGCUGGGGCGGGAGGGGGGGGCUUCCUCUACCUGCUGACCCGCCAGCCGCUGCAGGGGGGGGCGGUGCGUCAGGUCCUCGACAACACACCAGGACUCAGAGACUUUAGUGUCCAUUCAGUUGAGCUGGACAUGGAGGGCAUCUCAGUACUCAAGUAUUCCUGAGACGGACAGAUGAACUUCUGGACCCUAAAACAUGUUUUCACUCAUUUAAAACUACUAACUGGUACUCCCUAUGCAACAGAUUCAUCAACAGUCUUGAUCAAAAUAUGUGUAUGGAAUUUUCAAGUAUUUGAGAAUUAUUCAUUUACAAAAAUAACUGUGUGCUAACACUCAAUAGAUGAAGAUUGUUAAGAUGCAGGCUGUUGAAUGUUCAUUUGUCAAAAAGUCUUACAGUUCAGUACAACACUAUAGCUCACUUGCAAAAGCUCAUAUAUCUCCCAAAACAGUUCACUCAUGUGUCAAAACUACAUUUCCUUCUCAUUUAAAAAGGCAGUGCCCCCAAAAUGCUUCGUCCCUUUGACAUUGUGUAAGCACUGCAAGACAAAAUGUUUAGAUGUUUUGUCACUAUGGCAGAGGACCAUUGAAAUAUCCCUCAUGUCCACCUUUCAGUCUUAGCCCAGUCCUUCAUUGACAAUGGUUACUGAACUGUUUUUUGUCUAGCUAACAGAAUACAAUUGUGUAUAAAACUGAAAAAAAUAAAUAGGAUUUCAGGGUAAGAGUGGCCUCCAAGGUUUGACAUCACUCAUUGCACUCAUAGUGCCAAGGAAAUUGUAGCCAUUAUCAUUCACACACAUAAAGUAACUUCCAUACAUCAGAGUAAAAAGAAAAUGUAUACAGCCUAAUAUGCUGUAAUAUAAACACACAAACAAAAACAAUGAAAAUGAUUUGCAGCCUACAGUGCUGUAAAUAAAGUUGGAGUUUCACAACUAACAGUUCUUCACUGGUCGCUGUCCUCACCCUCCCUCUCCUGGCCACUGUCCUCACCCUCCCUCUCCUGGCCAAUGUCCUCACCCUCCUUCUCCUGGCCACCGUCCUCACCCUCCCUCUCCUGGCCAAUGUCCUCACCCUCCUUCUCCUGGCCACCGUCCUCACCCUCCUGGCCAUCCACACGCUGCUGUCUGUCUGGCCACAGAUUCUCAUCCACAUCACAGCGUAUAUUCUCCCUUGCGAUGCAACGAGGGAAGAAACGGCGUGCAUGACGGAACCAUCCCCUACAAUGAUCUCCUGUAAUAUCCUUGCACGCAUUGCAUGGAGCAGGGACCUCUGAUCUUGAGCCCGAUGCUCAUACACUCUCCACCUCCAAGCGGAGAAAUUCUCCUCAACAGGAUUGAGGAGAGUAAGGUGGUAGGAACACCGUGACCAUCCUUGGAUGAGUAGUGAACCAGGCCCUGAUGAGCGGGCCACGGUGGAAAUUCCCAUUGUCCCAUACAAUGACAUAUUGUGGUAGGUGAGGCCCUACGAGAUCUCUCUCAUUUUCAGGGAUCAAAUCAAAAUGAAGGCGGUCCAAGAAGAUGAGGAGCUUCUGUGUAUUUUCAAGACUGGGGAUGUGAGUAGCCACACCGUUCUCAGAUAUGGCAGCACACAUAGUUAUAUUGCCCCCUUGCUGGCCUGGGACAUCCACCGUGGCCCGGUGGCCAAUAAUAUUACGGCCACGUCUUUGGCCCUUGGCCAGGUUGAAGCCAGCUUCAUCCACAAACACGAGGAUGUGAUGGGUCUUGUUUCCUUCCAAUGCCAUUGUUCUCUACAAUAGCGUAAAAAAGAAGAGUCAUACACUAGAGUUACAGACAAUCACAUAGGAAUGUUCUAUGUUCUCCACAAGUUCAAUAUACUACUGGCCACUACUCCAGUGGUUCCAAACCUGGGGUACAUGUACCCCUAUGCAGAGGUACUACAGGGGGUAUUUGACAGAAAGGGGAGGGGGAAAAUCAUCAAUGACUAGACUUACUGAAAUGUUACACUGAAACCCACAGUAUUAGAUAGAUUUACAUGGGAGGCACUAAUUGCAGCUCUUUGACCCCUUUUCUUAUUGUAUGUUAUAUUCUUCAAAAUAAGGAUUAUAAUGAUAAUUGCAUCAUACAGUAAGCUGCAGUUUUUAGGCAAAUGUUGAAGUCAGAUAAAUCAAAUACAUUCAUACCUGGAUUACCUGGAUACACAAAUCAGGUAAAGUGGGUACUGAAGCCAAAAAGGUUUGGGAACCAUUGCUUAAUUGUAAAACGGUUAUAAUGAUGGACAACCAGUAACUGACUUACAUGUACAUACUGGUACAGCAGCUUUUUCACUCUAUCAGAGUUCCUCUCAAAUGGUACCCUGUAAAAUAUCCGGUCUAUUGUGGAGAUGCUUAUAGAGUUGACAUUUUGGAAUAUGGCAUUGUCUUGUAGGAUUGCAGCGCGGAUCUGUCUCAAUGUGAUGGCAUUAUUUGCCAUCACCAUGUUACAGAUCUAUUGUUUUUGCCACCCGUGCAAGGUUGUCAUCCAAUACUAGACAUAGAAUUCAAAGGACAACACUCCAUUCGUAAUGUAUACCUUAUGUAAUCCUUACAGAAUGAGUUACCUAUGUAAUUGUAUUGUUGUUUUACUUACAGUAACUUUACCACAAUCCUAAUGCAUCACUGUGCAGUGACUGGAAUACUACUGUAAACUGUAUCAUCAAUACUGUAGAAAAUAAACUAUUCCAAAGUUAA